AUGGCGGCAAACGCAGCUCAGGUGCAGAAGAUGAAGCCGCUGGUCAAGGCUCUGCCUCUGGUCCCGGUUCACGCGCCGGUGGGUGGGAAGGGCCCAGCCAAGAGGAAGCCCUGGGGUGUCCUGGGGCCGGUUCCCGGCCGGGACCCGUUUGAGAGCACCGUGCAGGUUGGCAAACUGCAGGACCUUAUCAACCGAAGUAAGAUGGCGAGGUGUAGAGGACGAUUUGUCUGCCCAGUCAUUCUGUACAAGGGAAAGCAUAUUUGCAGAUCAGCAACGCUGGCUGGCUGGGGAGAGCUCUAUGGGCGCACUGGCUACAACUAUAUCUUCUCAGGAGGUUCUGAUGAUGCUUGGGCAGAUGCAGAAGACAUUUCAGAGGAAGAUUCUGCACUUAGAAAUGCAGACUCCCAGCUGUUUGACAAGGUCAGAGGGCACGACAUCAAGCUGCUUCGAUACCUGUCUGUCCGAUAUAUCUGUGACCUGAUGGUGGAAAACAAGAAGGUGAAGUUUGGCUUGAAUGUGACGUCUUCUGAGAAGGUGGACAAAGCUCAACGUUACGCUGAUUUCACGCUUCUCUCCAUCCCAUAUCCAGGCUGUGAGUUUUUUAAGGAGUACAAAGACCGGGAUUAUACAGCUGAGGGUCUCAUAUUUAACUGGAAACAGGAUUAUGUAGAUGCUCCAUUAAGUAUCCCAGUCUCUCUGACCCAAUCUCUGAAUAUUGAUUGGAGCGAGUACCAGAGCUGGGACCUUGUGCAACAGACACAGAACUACCUGAAGCUGCUGAUCUCUAUCAUCAAUAGUGAUGAUGACAGCGGGCUCCUGGUGCACUGUAUAUCCGGCUGGGAUCGAACUCCUCUCUUCAUCUCCUUAUUGCGCCUCUCCUUAUGGGCUGAUGGGCUGAUCCACGCGUCCUUGGAGCCGUCUGAGAUUCUCUACCUGACAGUGGCCUAUGACUGGUUUCUCUUUGGGCACAUGUUAGUCGAUCGACUCAGUAAAGGAGAAGAGAUUUUCUUUUUCUGCUUCAAUUUUCUGAAGCACAUCACCUCUGAAGAGUUCUCUGCUGUGAAGUCACAGAGAAGGAAGAGUUUGCCACCUGGCUUCACCCUGGAAGAGAUCUGCAUGCUCAAGCAGAGAGACCGAGGCAGCACCACAAGUCUGAGCAGUGACUUCUCUCUGGGGAUGGAAAGUUCCCCUGGAGCCGCUGGGAGCUUCACCUAUGAAGCAGUGGAGCUGAUGCCAGCAGGAGCACAGGCUCAAGCAGCAUGGAGGAAGAGCUGCGCAUCGUCGCCACAAGCCGUGCUCUGGAGCAGGGCACAGCAGUCUGAAGACAGGCUGCCUUCUGCAGGGAUGGUCGAAGUCAAGUCCUCCAGCUCCUCCUCAUCAACCCAUUCUGAUAACUUCCUGAGGAUUGGAAGCAGCCCACUGGAAGUGCCCAGAUCCAGAUCGGCGGACCAUUCUCUGCCCGGAUCUUCCGUUUCCACAGACUUUGGCAGCUGGCAGAUGGUGACAGGGUGUGGCAGUAUUCGGGAGCAGGCAAUCCUGAGCGCAGACGCCUCUCUCCCUUGCAGCUUCCCGGAUGAGUUCCCUAGCACUUGCCUGCUGGUGUCAUCGAGCGACCGCGAGUCCCGUCUGGAAGAAGUGCGUUCCGCCUUUCUGGCCAGCUACAGCCGGACCAUCGGUCUGAAGGCCGUGCCCCCCAGCCCCUCAGGGGCGAUCGGCGGCCUCCUCGAGCAGUUUGUGCGGGGCGUGGGACUGAGAGGCAGCAGCACGCUCUGAGCACGGCGUUACCGCACCGCUGGCUGGAGACCCGCGGGACCUGGCGGGGCCCCCUGGCCGAACCCCGGGACCCCCUUCCCG
This is a messenger RNA of Pygoscelis adeliae (Adelie penguin), 1854 nucleotides long. RefSeq names its product myotubularin related protein 14 (gene MTMR14). NCBI's taxonomy places the organism in Eukaryota, Metazoa, Chordata, Aves, Sphenisciformes, Spheniscidae. Gene Ontology annotation, molecular function: phosphatidylinositol-3-phosphate phosphatase activity. The record is from RefSeq and is a predicted model, not a curated record. Bases 1 to 1773 code for a protein of 590 amino acids. Gene Ontology annotation, biological process: dephosphorylation. The transcript has 20 exons.